AUGAUCCUCGUCAAGGACGGUGACGUUGACAUUGGUGCCAACCCCUCCGCCGAGGAGGCUGAGGAGGCCAUGGCCGACGGUGCCGAGCAGGUCAACAACGUUGUCCACUCCAUGCGUCUCCAGCCCUCUUCGUUCGACAAGAAGCCUGAACUUAUCAGCCGACACGCAACAUCUUUUCUCAAGCUAACAUCACAGUCGUACCUUGCCUACCUUAAGGGCUACAUGAAGGCUGUCAAGGCCCACCUCCAGGAGAAGAACCCCGAGCGCGUUGAGGCUUUCGAGAAGAACGCCCAGACCUUCGCCAAGAAGAUCAUUGGCAACUUCAAGGACUACGAGUUCUACGUCGGCGAGUCCAUGAACCCCGACGGCAUGGUCGCUCUCCUCAACUACCGUGAGGACGGCACCACCCCCUACGUGAGUACCAGCCCAACAUAA
Molecule: messenger RNA, 435 nt
Organism: Trichosporon asahii var. asahii CBS 2479
Lineage: Eukaryota; Fungi; Basidiomycota; Tremellomycetes; Trichosporonales; Trichosporonaceae
Product: translationally-controlled tumor protein
Exons: 2
Coding region: 1-435 (144 amino acids)
Cellular component (GO): cytoplasm
Molecular function (GO): calcium ion binding
Source: RefSeq, a predicted model, not a curated record